AUGCGGAAAGUUAUCUCCUGGAUGGAAGAUCAUAGGCUAUCUCUAGCAGCCCAGAAGACAGAGAUCGAGCUAAUUACGAGGAAGCGCAUCAACACCUUGCGCAGCUUCAUUGUAGGAGACGCUGCGGUCCAGACUAAGUCGGCUGUCAAAUAUCUCGGUGAUAUGCUUGACAACAAGCUUAACUAUGGAGAGCGUAUUAUGAGGGCUGCCGACAAGUCGGCAAAAGUAGUAGCCUCACUGGGCAUGCACAUGGGCAAUGUCAAUGGUCCCCGGCCGUGUAGGAAGAGACUACUGUUGCGUGCCGCCGAAGCUGUGAUGCUGUACGGUGCGGAAGUAUGGGCCGAGGCGCUGCGAAAACAGAAAUACCGAAAGCUCAUAGCCGCGCCCAGAAGAGGAUAUUCAUCUACCAGCAAAGGUGUGUCCUGGGAAUGGAGAGGGCAUCAAGGCUCGCCAGGUCUAUCAGCAUCAAGACCUGGUAAAAUAGAUGGGAGCAGGAACGUAGGGACUACUCGACUUAUCAGUCAGCUAGACAACUGGAUUAAUCGUGAGGCAGGAGAAGUUCAUUUCUACCUCACACAAUUCUUGACAGGGCAUGGCCUGUUCCGCUCCUACCUGGCUAGAAUGAGCCUUAGAACAAGACCUUGGCGACAUCUCGCCGGACAACGUCGUCGAGAAAAUGCUGCGUGGGCAGAAGGAGUGGAACAAGGUGGCCUGGUUCGUCAGGUCAAUCUUAAGCAAGAAGAUGAAGGAGAUGGGUGGCCCAUAGAAGAUCCACCAACGAUACUCCUGGUUCCUGCCACGUAG
This is a messenger RNA of Vespa mandarinia (Asian giant hornet), 804 nucleotides long. RefSeq lists its product as uncharacterized. NCBI's taxonomy places the organism in Eukaryota, Metazoa, Arthropoda, Insecta, Hymenoptera, Vespidae. The record is from RefSeq and is a predicted model, not a curated record.